Messenger RNA from Calypte anna (Anna's hummingbird), 1150 nucleotides. RefSeq names its product N-acetylglucosamine kinase (gene NAGK). The transcript has 10 exons. The record is from RefSeq and is a predicted model, not a curated record. NCBI's taxonomy places the organism in Eukaryota, Metazoa, Chordata, Aves, Apodiformes, Trochilidae. The coding region runs from base 21 to 1052 and encodes 343 amino acids. Gene Ontology annotation, molecular function: N-acetylglucosamine kinase activity.
GCGGGGCCGGGGCCGCAGCCAUGGCCGCGCUGUUCGGAGGCGUGGAGGGCGGGGCCACCCACUCCCGGGUGGUGGUGGUCUCUGAAGAUGGCCACGUCCUGGCCGAGUCGGAGGGACCCUCCACCAACCACUGGCUGAUCGGGUCCGAGCUGUGCGUGCAGAGGAUCGAGCAGAUGGUCACCCAGGCCAAGAGACAGGCAGGGGGGGACCCCCGCGUCCCCCUCCUCUCCCUGGGUCUGUCCCUCAGCGGGGGGGACCAGCGGGAGGCGCUGGGGACGCUGCAGGAGGAGCUGAGCCGGCGCUGCCCGCACCUCAGCCGCAGUUUCCACCUCAGCACCGACGCCGUGGGGGCCAUGGCCACCGCCACCGACCGGGGUGGCAUCGUCCUCAUCUCGGGCACCGGCUCCAACUGCAAACUCAUCAACCCCGACGGGUCGGAGGUGGGGUGUGGGGGCUGGGGACACAUGAUGGGGGACGAGGGAUCAGCCUACUGGAUCGCCCAUCGAGCCAUCAAGGUGGUGUUUGACUGCAUGGACAACCUGGAGGUGCCACCCCACGAUGUCACCUACGUCAAGGAGGCCAUGUUCCAGUACUUCCAGAUCUCGGACAGGAUGGGGCUCCUCACCCACCUCUACAGCACCUUCCAGAAGUCCAAGUUUGCAGGAUUUUGCCAGAAGGUGGCAGAGGGUGCCCAAGCUGGGGACCCUCUCUGCUGCCACAUCUUCCACAAAGCAGGAGAGGUCCUGGCUCGCCACGUGGUCGCCGUGCUGCCCAAAAUCGAUGAGAGCCUGUUCCUGGGGGAGCUGGGACUGCCCAUCCUCUGCGUGGGCUCUGUCUGGAAGAGCUGGGAGAAGAUGCGAGCGGGAUUCAUCCAGGUGCUGGCAGAGGCUCAGGACCAGGUUCCUGGUCACCUUUUCACCCGUUUCAGCCUGCUGAAGCUGAAAUGUUCCUCAGCCCUGGGGGGGGCCCGGCUGGGGGCCAGGAGCAUUGGGAGAGCUCUGCCCUUGGACCCCACCAACAACGUGGACAUCUUCUACACACACACCUUCUGACCCCCACCCCAAAACCCCCCCGGAGGGAGGGACAAGCAGGGGGAGGCCUCGGGCAGUGGAGAAGUUGCAGGACCCGAAGGGGAAAUGAAAGGGGAAAU